AUGGAUUUCACGGAAGCCUACUCCGACAGGUGCUCUGCGGUUGGGCUUGCAGCGAGAGAAGGCAAUGCCAAGCAAUUGAAGAAGCUUAUCAAGCAGGGGUAUAGUGUUGAUGUCCCCGAUAACAGGGGCUGGAUGGCAAUCCAUGAAGCAGCAUUUCACAACGCAAGUGAAUGUCUGAAGCUCUUAAUUCGUGCAGGUAAAGAAAGCAGGGUCUUAUACCAAAACAGUGCCUUAGGAUCCACUGUUCUCCAGUAAUAAUAAUAAUAAAAAUAUUUUUUUUUUAUUUAUACCCUGCCCUCCCCAGCCAAGACCGGGCUCAGGGCGGCUAACAACCAAUAAUAAAAACAAGUUGAUUAAAAUACAAUUUAAAAGAUUAAGAUACAACAUUAAAACAAUUAGGGAGCAAUCUCAUCAUAGGAGGAAAAAGGAAAAAGAAAAAGAAAAAGGGGAGGGAAUCAAACAGAUUCUGAGCCUAAGGCCAGGUGGAACAACUCUGUCUUACAGGCCCUGUGGAAAGAAAUCAGAUCCCGCAGGGCCCUGGUCCCAAGAGACAGAGCAUUCCACCAGGCUGGAGCCAGUGUUUAGAAGGCCUUGGCUCUGGUUGAGGCUAAUCUAACUUCCUUAGGGCCCGGAGUAGUACAGUGGUACCUCAGGUUAUGUUACCUUCGGGUAACGUAAUUUUGGGUUGCGAACACGGCAAACCCAGAAGUGUAUACUUCCGGGUUUCACUGUGCGCACAUGCGCAGAAGCGCACUAUCGCGCCGCGCAUGUGCGCAGAAGCGGCGCCUCUGGAUACAGACUUUACGGGGUAAGUACGGACCCCUGGGACGAAUUAAGUUCAUAUCCGGAGGGUCCACUGUGCUGGAGUCCAGAAAUUCAGAAUCUACAAUGUAUCUGGCAUCUCCUACUAGUAAAUGCUACACAAAUUAUGGGCUGUGCAUUCUUAAUUAGGGAGGGAACGUAGGAAGCUGCCUUAUACAGAGCUGAAUUGUUGGUGCAUCUAGUGGAGCGUUGUCUAGAGUUAUUGGCAGCAGUUUCCUUGGUAUCAGACAGGAGCUUUUUAUCAGCCCUGCCCAGCUUUAGGAACACAGGAACUUCUGCCUACAAGCUCUAACCCGGAGCUACAGUCCUUCCCCAACUAGCAGUAAACAAAGGCAAAUUUGCAGUGGACCUUUUGCCUUGCAGUAUUCAUGUCGAGUAGCAAUCGAUAGCUGGUGUAGCAUAAUAGCUAAUGCUUCAAUCCUAAUCUCAUUUAACCUGGGAGUAAACCCUGUUGGAUUCAGUAGGAUUUACUCGGUGAGAAUUGCUGUGUAGGAAACUGGUAAUUCAUUAAGUCCCUGGUUUAAAAUCUCACCUCUGCUGUGGUUUUCCAAGUCAAACUCCUAUGAUCAGUCACACGAUCAGUCUGCUUUUCUUCAUGAAACAACUCUUGCCGUAAUAGCUUUGUGGCGGGUUCAGCUUAGGGAGGCCUUGUGGAAUGCCCAACAUUGCAUUGGGUUUAGCUGUUUGUUUGAUGCGUGAUCUGCUUUUCUAUGUACCGCAUUUUUUGCUCUAUAAGACUCGCUUUUUCCCUCCUAAAAAGUAAGGGGAAAUGUGUGUGUGUCUUAUGGGGCGAAUGCAGGCUGCGCAGCUAUCCCAGAAGCCAGAACAGCAAGAGGGAUUGCUGCUUUCACUGCGCAGCUAUCCCUCUUGCUGUUCUGGCUUCUGAGAUUCAGAAUAUUUUUUUUCUUGUUUUCCUCCUCCAAAAACUAGGUGCGUCUUGUGGUCUGGUGCAUCUUAUAGAGCGAAAAAUACGGUAAAUUCACCCAAAAGGUGGCAUAAAGUACAAACCGCAACUAGCAGUCAUCUUAAACUUGCACAAUAGCACCAAGGAAAGUAAUAAUUUGUUAAAACCCUCUUAAAAGCUAGAGCUAGUUAGGAGUUUGUGAUAUAAAUUGCAAUCCUGACAUCGUAAUCAUAACGAAAAGCAACUGUUAGUAAACAAAACAAAAAGAGCUCCACAGAUACAGAACCCUGACAGAACCAUGCAGAGGAGAUCUUUGGGAAUAGGCUGUGGCUCAGGGGUAGAUCACCUGCCUUGUGAAGCUGAGAAGGUCAUCAGUUGUCCUAGCUCCUCACUACUUUACAUCCAGCCCAUCAAAGUCAAUGUAAGCUUAUCUUCUCCUACUGCUUCCACCCCAAAAUGAAGGAUUUCCUGUUUUCUAAUGCUAUUCUGCAAUGCUCUUUUUUAUUUUAUUAUAUCGUCUCCAGCACCCUCUGAUAGUUACAUAAGAUCGAAGACAUUUGAGGGCACUUGCCCAUUGCAUCUUUCUGCAAGUCGAGGAAGUUUGGAGUGCGUUGCUAUUCUUCUGGAAUCUGGAGCUGAUCCCAAUGAGCUUACUAAUGAUGCAAGCACACCAUUAUUCUUAGGUGAGCACACCCCAUUCUGAAAAUACCCUGGCCCAAAAAUAAUUGAAAUAAUUUACUUAACCUAAAAUUAGACAGUAUUUGUGGAGAACCGGCAGAUGUCAGUGUUACUCAAGGAAUGGCAAAAUGCUGCAGUGUUUUGAAAAAGCUUGUAUGGAGGUAUCUUCUCCUAGGGGGUGAGUUGUUGUUUGGGUCUUGGGCUGGAAGUAGGGAGAGGGACUAUAAACUCCGACCUUUUCCCCAAUCUGGAUUCAUGGAUCCUGCGACUGGGGGAUAUGACCACUGGUGGGGAUGGACUGCAACAAUUUUGGUAUACAAAUGACUGGUAGGAGUGCUUAGCUAGAACUGGGGAGUAAUCAGCUGGGAAGACUGAGAGUUCAGUGGCUAAGAAUGUUUCACAGAAGCAGGUGCACCCUUGACCAUAGUCAGUCUGCCUGAGGCUGAUGGGCUGGAGUUCAACAUUUGGAGGGCCUCAAGGUUCCCUGCUCCUGGAGUCUGUGCUCUGUCCCAGCUGCCAGCCUAGCAGUUUGAAAGCACACCAGUGCAAGUAGAUAAACAGGUACCACUGCGGCGGGAAGGUAAAUGGCGUUUCCAUGUGCUCGGGUUCCCGUUGCGCCAGAAGCGGUUUAGUCAUGCUGGCCACAUGACCCGGAAAGCUGUCUGCGGACAAACGCCGGCUCCCUCGGCCUGAAAGUGAGAUGAGUGCCGCAAGCGUUCACCGGACUUAACCAUCCAGGAGUCCUUUACCCUUUACCUUUUAGUGUCUCGUUCAGCUAUGUUUGCAGAGUGUAACAUUUUUCUGAACCAUAUUUAUGAAAACAUAGCAUGCUGAGACAAGGUGUUCUGGCAUCUACAGCCCUUUUUCUUUGCGGCUGGAACGCAUCUGUUUAACAUUUUCUGCUCUUUGGAGUAUUCCCAGGAAUAUUUUCUUCUUCUAAAAUAUUCCCUUUUUUAUGUGGUUUGUUGACAAUGCUCUCCAUUGGGUCUGCUGUGUAAACGAGUAUCUUCGCAUGUCUGUUUCUUCAGUAAUCUUUUCUUCUUCUUUACAUGUUGCUGAAAAAAUGAUUCUAAAUAGGAAGAAAAUGUUUUAAGCAUUAGUGCUAGGAGCGGCAAGGGUCUACAAAUGCAGUUGCACUUUCUUAGCUCAGCUCAUACAUUUGUGGGAAAUGCAAAGGGAGAAAUAUGUGGGGUCUCAUUUCUGACCUCAUGCCAGGCUUCAGAGAUACAGUGGUACCUCCGGUUAUGGACGGGAUCCGUUCCGGAGCUCUGGUAGGAUCCUGAGGUUUCUGCAACUGGAGGGACCACUUUUGCGCAUGCGCACGCAGCGAAACACUUCCGGGGUUGCCACUUUUGCAACCCAAAGUUUACAUUACCCGAGGGUAAUGUAAACCGAGGUGUCACUGUACUGAAGCAAGAAGGUUUCUGGCCAUGCAUAGCCCUUUGGGCAUGAAACCCACUCGUCUUCCAAGUUGAGGGAGAGUCAAGAUCAGCGGCUACCACAAAUUUUGGGCCUGCUACCCAAGCCAGCCAAAACCUCUACAACCUGAUAGGGCUAGACUGAUGAUAGAUUUGAAUCUGCUGAUGGAUUUCUGGGUAACUUGUAGUAGAUCAAUAAGUGUAACUGGCUCCCAGUUGUAGUAGCAACUCAAAGGCUUUCUCUCCCGCCUGAGUUUGGCUAUUGGAAUCACGACUGUCCUAAUUCAGAUAGUGUUUUAUAAGCAGGUCUUCCCUGUGCAUAAGACAGGGGUUGUGGUAGGCAACGAAUUCCUGAGCCACCAUUUUGCAUCUGGCUCUGGUACAAACAGAAGAGGCCGUUGGAUCAGGCCAGUGGUCUAUGUACUCCAACUUGCUCUUCUAACAGUGACCAACCAGAUACCAACAAGAAGCCCAUGAGCAGUACCUGGCCACAACAGCUCCCUAUCCACUUGUGAUUCCCAGACAGUCAACAACAGAGCUGGGACAUAGUCAUUAUGGCUAGUAGCCUUAGACCACUGAUGGCCAAACUUGGCCCUUCAGCUGUUUUGGGACUACAAUUCCCAUCAUCCCUGACCACUGGUCCUGUUAGCUUGGGAUGAUGGGAGUUGUAGUCCCAAAACAGCUGGAGGCCCAAGUUUGGCCAUCACUGCCUUAGACCUUCCUCAGAGUCUUCUGGAUCACUGGAAGAAGUGUAGGUAGUGAGAGUUUUUCCUAUCUUCACAACAGCUUGUUGUAUCUCAGCUUCAAAGUAUAAUGUCCCUAGUUCCUGAAUCAGGAAGUCCCUUUGCUGAGUGCUCACCAAGAAAGUGCCACCUAUGUUAUUAUUCUGGAGAGGGGUCAUAGCUCAGUGGUUGGGUCAGUUGAAGUCCAAAAGGUUAAAGGGCCGUAUAGUGGAGGUGGCAAUAGAAGAAAGAGAUUCACUUGGUGGCUGUGGUGAAGUUAAUACAUUUGUACAACUCUGAAUUUUGCAAUUAAGGUUCCUGGCUGAGUAAGGUGUAUGAAAAUGAAUAUACUGCGGUAGAGUGUGCAUGAAAACGCACACAUUAGUGAAAAUAACAUACAAAAAUUUCAUCUGUUGGUUUGCAAAAAAUGUGCAUGUGAGGGAAAAUUGCAUAGGAAAAUGUGUAUAUUAGGUGAAAAUUGCACUAAAGCUUUGAUGAACUCUCAUAAGAACUUUUUAUUUUCAGUUAACUGAAUCAAAGACUGAAAGAAACCAAAAUGCACUUUUUCAUUUUCUGUCUUAAGAUUACAGAAAAUAAAGAAACACCUCCCUCCCCAGCUCAGUCUUUAUUAAUGCUCAGUUUUUUUAAAAAAUGUGAUGGUGUUUUUUGGCUAUCAAGUAUGGCCAAGAAAAAGAAAAGACCAUGUAUUUCGGAAAAAUGGUUUGUAUGCAUAUUCUCAAAAGGCUCAACAGAUGUCUGUUGGAAAGAGAAACCUCUUUUUCAAAUUUGCUGCUCUGGUGAAAAAGCAAGGCAAAAGCCACAGGCUUUCAGUUGACCUAGGAGAAACUACUUUUUGAGCGCCACUGCAAAUCCUGUCUCACGUCUCUUUGCUAUUCCUGGCUUUGUUGUUUGAUUUUGUUUUGUUUUCAUGUCUCAGCUGCUAUUCUGUUUUCAAAGAAUUUCUGACUCUCUAACCUCCUGAUGUGUGGGGAUUUUGGGUUGUAAGCGGGCAGAGUUAAUAGAUCAAUGAAAAGAGUCAAGUCCACUGAGGAAGUUGAGAACAGUCAAGGCAAAUUCUUGGCUUAAUAGGGAGAAGAAAUCUGCUUGGCAGUUCUGUGAGAUUUCAAGAAUCAGAGAAGCAAAAGCUUAGAAAGGUGGCAUGUUCUGAGUUUAUUUCCUUCCUUUGUUUCAAAUAAGUACCUCCACGGAGACUUUUCCGUUGAAAUACCUGUCUUUAACAAGUCUGUGCAUUAGUGAUUAUAAAAUUCAUUCAGGGUUACAAAAAUAUGCAGUUCCUUCAAUCUGUGUGCCGUAUCAUGUUUUAUUUCCAGAGGGGUAGUUGUGUGAGUCUGUGGCAGAAUUUUGAGGGAGUGCUGGGGCGCCGGUCACAAAAUGGCUGCCAUGGAAGAGACAGGCCAAAACACAAAAUGGCAGCAUGGGGAAGAACACAAACUUAGAGAGACAACCACCCACAACAAGGUUAUGCUUGCUAGAGACUGACUUAUUUUAAAACAAAAGCUCAGAGUUUGCCGUUCCUGCCAAGGGACACUUCUGGAAGUUCGCUCCCCUUCCUUUUUAAAAAAAAAAUCAUCCUUUAUUAUUUUAUUCACAUAUUAUACAUUCUUUACAACAAACAACUCCAGAAUAAACAGACAACUCCAAAAUAAAAUCAUAUGUAACAAAACCAUAAGUCUCAUGUUUUCAUUUACACUGAUCUCCUCUCCGAUACCUUUACUUGAUAUUUCUUGCUGCUUUCUGCUUUCCUUAUAGAAUCUUUAUGAAAAUUUAAAUCUCUUAAAUCCUAUACCAAUCUUUAACAAUUUCAAUUAAUCCCUUCACCUUCCUCCCCCACAGCCCAGUACUUCCCUCCACCCGUGUGCGAUCUUCUUUACCUCCUAUUUUUGUUAUUGUUACGUUAUUCACUUUAUUUGUUAUUCCAUUCUUAAUAUACUAUUAUCCUAUCUCCUUGUGCCUUUUAAACUUUUAAAGGCUCCUGGAAGUUUUCAUGGGCAACAUGGCACCCACGGGUGCUGGGUUGGCAACCCUGUUCAGUUAAUUUUCAUGGAAGAAAAACUAGAAUACAGUGGUGCCCCGCAAGACAAAUGCCUCGCAAGACGGAAAACCCGCUAGAUGAAAGGGUUUUCCGUUUUUGAGUUGCUUCGCAGGACGAAUUUCCCUAUGGGCUUGCUUCGCAAGACGAAAAUGUCUUGCGAGUCUUGAGAUUUUUUUUUCGCUUUCCCCCCCUUUAUCUAAGCCGCUAAGCCUUUAAUAGCCUUUUAGCAGCUAAUCCGAUAAGCCGAUAAGCCUUUAAUAGCCGCUAAACCGCUAAUAGCGCUAAUCCGUUAAGCCGCUAAUAGGGUUGCUUCGCAAGACGAAAAAACCGCUAGAUGAAGACUCUCGCGGAACGGAUUAAUUUUGUCUUGCGAGGCACCACUGUAGACAUUUUGUUCCCCUCUUCUCUUCUGUCUUUUCCCAGUACUUUUUGGUCUUAAGGACAUCUGUUCUUUUAAAAAAAGAAACGAAAGAUUGCUGUUAUUUCCAAUAGCAAACUAGCUUUGCGACUGAAGGGCUGUAACUCAGUGACGGAGCACAUGCUUUGCAUUCUGUUAUUAUUAUUAUUAUUAUUCAGAAGGUUCAGUCCCUGGUGUCUUCAGGUACGACUGAGAAAGAGCCACUGCCAGUCCCAAUGGAAAAUACUGAGCUACGUAGAUUAAUGCUCCAUCUUUCUGUCGUCUUCUAUAUUUCCACACCCAAUUAAAGGAAAUCGCUUUAUUCACGAAUAACACUGAAUUUUGCUAAAAAAAAAAAAUGCUGCUGUUGUUGAUUGCAUUAAACACUUGUUGGAAGGGCAGAGUUAACUUAAUAACUAAUGAUUUUAAAUUAUGGCUCUGUUGUAGGUAUUUCUGUGAGAUCAGGGUCAUCCCGUACGAUGGAUGGGCGUGUGUAUUUUGAUGAAGGGAACAGAGUGAAAAAUUAUGAGUCAUGCAGGGGGAGAGAAAUGUACGUGCAUAAACUGAGCAGUGUUAAACUUACAUUUUAGUUGCUCUUUUGUUUUAUAGAUGCUUUUUUGAUUUGUUAACCCUAUAGUAUGGCUUAACACUGUAAUUGUGAUAUUUAGCUUGUUUUUUAAGUUGCUGGUUUGUUAAUAGUGGUUUACAGAUUGUAAUUGUUUGGCUGAUGACUUGUUAAUUGUAUUAUAUGAUUUAUGCUGUACUUCUAAUGCUCUGCUCUGUUAAUGUUAUUUAUUGUUUGACCACUCUUAGAAUUACAACUCUCCCCCUGCCCCCGCAUCAUCCUUGCUGCUAUCAAUAAGUUUUCGUCCUAUUCCUAGAAUUCCGAUUUAACACAGUAUUUCACAAAACCUAAUAGCACAGUUAAUGCUGCAGUUGGGAGGGCAUAACCCACAAUUUCUUUCAUGUUAUUUAUCACAGCUUUCCUACCCGCCCCCCACCUUGAAGUUUUAGUUUACAGUGCUGUCAGACACACAUUGAUUUUUAUUUUUAUUACUUACCUGUGGCCUUUUCAGACCGACUUUUUGAUUUCUCUCGGGAGCGAAAGACUACUGAAGUAAAAUGUUAAAGAAAUCCUCGCUCCCCGAGCCAGGUUUACAUAUUCUACUUAAAAAAAAAAAAUGUUACAGGAGAGACUGUCAUUGUGUCUGCCAUCUGUAAAAGGUGGGCUUAAGCUGCCGAUGAAGCCGCGGAAAAUGAUUGGACACGACUCUGAUGUUUCCAAAGUCGCCUGGGAGCGAAGGAAAAUCGAUCACAUUUCUUCUCAUGGAGAUGGGGAAUCUGCUGAGAGAGAGAAGCUGAUGACGUGCCCCUUCUUCAGCUUUGUGGUUGUUAAAAUCCAGCAGUGGUCAAAAUUGUUGUUUAGUCAUUUAGUCGUGUCCGGCUCUCUGUGACCCCAUGGACCAGAGCACGCCAGGCACUCCUGUGUUUCACUGCCUCCCCCAGUUUGGUCAGACUCAUGCUGGUAGCUUCGAGAACACUGUCCAACCAUCUCGUCCUCUGUCGUCCCCUUCUCCUUGUGCCCUCCAUCUUUCCCAACAUCAGAGUUCUUUCCAGGGAGUCUUCUCUCUCAUGAGGUGGCCAAGUACUGGAGCCUCAGCUUCAGGAUCUGUCCUUCCAGUGAGCUCUCAGGGCUGAUUUCCUUAAGAAUGGAGAGGUUUGGUCUUCUUGCAGUCCAUGGGACUCUCCAGAGUCUCCUCCAGCACCAUAAUUCAAAAGCAUCAAUUCUUCAGCAAUCACCCUUCUUUAUGGUCCAGCUCUCACUUCCAUACAUCACCACUGGGAAAACCAUAGCUUUAACUAUAUGGACCUUUGUUGGCAAGGUGAUGUCUCUGCUUUUUAAGAUGCUGUCUAGGUUUGUCAUUGGUUUUCUCCCAAGAAGCAGGUGUCUUUUAAUUUUGUCAAAAUUAGGAAAUGACAGUUAUGCACCAGGGGUUAGCCCUGCCCAGACCUUGAACCCGAGGUCUCCUCAGAUGAGCAGCAAGGGGAACAGGACCCUCCAGUCAAGGCUGUCCGUGAGCCUGAGGAACCAUCACAUCUGGGCACUCCUGACCAAGGACCGGAGGUCCCCAAAACACCUGUCAGCUCUCAGGUUCCACCACCUUCAUCUUCUCCAUGGGCCACAGAAGCAGAGGAUGAUGGACCAGUUGGGCUGUAACAGGAAACCAUGGUUUCUUCUUACUGCCCGAGCCUCCGGCUUGCCCAUUUCCCUUCCCUCUUCCUUACAUAGCCACAGGGCCAGAUUUACGUUUGAUGAGGCCCUAAGCUACUGAAGGUAAUGGGGCCCUUUAUAUGUCCAGCUGUCCUUUGUCAGCAACAAAUUGUCAUUUUUGUGUGUGUUGAAUAUAUGCUAUAUGCUAAUUUAUGGACCUAAUAGGUAUCUAAAGCCAGUUGCACAUGCAGAAUGCAGGCACCCUAUAUAUAGAAAUGAGCAAACCAGUGAUAUUUCAGGGAGCUGGCUACAAGGCGGGGCCCAUUACUUACAUCUUAGGAGCCUACACACAAAAAACACUGUUGCUGUAUGUAGGUUUUAUUUUAUUUGUUUUUUAUCUUAUAUUUUGGAAAUGUACGUCCAGUUUUUUUUCCUUUAAAUUUUUUUGGGGGGCCCCAAGAGAGUGGGGCCCUAAGCUAUAGCUUGUUUAGCUUAUACGUAAAUCCGGCACUGCAUAGCCACAAGGAAGGCACCAAAAGCUUUUGUUUCCACUUUAAAAUUAAGCACCAUUUCCCAUUACACCUGAAUGUGAGGAACUGUGGUUUGUUGGAAGAAAACCAGGAUCAAGCUGUGGUUUCAGACCCUGGCCUGCUCAAACAAACCACAGUUUCCCGAGUUCGGAGGUAAAGUGGAACAGAUUGUUUUAAAAGUGGUAGCAAAAGGUUCUGAUCUCAUCCUUGUGCACAAGAGGAGGAUGGUGAAUGAAAUAUGUUGAGCUCAACACUUCCAUGUUGUUGUUGUUCUUCUGUCAUUGUUAUUCUUGUCGUUUCUGUAUUUAUUACCUACCCUUCACCACAAGGUCCCAGGGUGGAUUGCCAGUGUAAAACACAACAUUAAAAACAGAUAACAUGCACAGCAAGAGUGAGUCUUAAAUAUACUGUAUUUUUCCGUGUAUAAGACUAGGUUUUUUUUACUAAAAAAUAAUGCUAAAAAGGGGGGUAGUCUUAUACACGGGGGCAACCUCCCCCCAUUUUCUUAAUUUUGAGUCCCCCAAAAUAGGGGGCAUCUUAUACAGGGGGGCGUGUUAUACACAGAAAAAUACGGUACAUAUUUCAAAUGUCAAAAGGCCAGGGUAAAGAGGUGUGUCUUCACCAUAUGAUGAAAGCUGAUAAUGUACAGUUCACUGGCUGCCUAGGAAGUUGCAAAUCUUUUGCCUCCAAAGCAGACAUCUCUUGGAAAUGAUUUUUUUUUUUACAUUUCCUUUUUAUGCAGGGAAGUUGAGGGUUGUGCAGUGCUGCACGACUACUUAAGAGAAUUAAUUCUGACUUCAGUAGCGGAUGGAAAACAGCAUUCUGAUGAUGGUGUCGAAUAAGAUGAACGUAUGUGGUGUAGCUGAUAAGAAUAAUGGUUUUUAACCCUCUGUUUAUAGCUGUUCAAAAUGGACACGUUGACGUGAUAAAGCUUCUCCUUCAACAAGGAGCAAAUAUUAAUGGUCCCCACUGUUGGUCUGAAUGGAAUUCUCUGCACCAAGCUGCUUUUCAGGUAAUCUAUAAAUCCAUAAUUUCAUUUCCAUAUAAAUAAAGUUUUACUCUUUCUCCCUCUCUCUCUUAAAAUGGCAGCUUUGUGUAGUCUUUGCAUGCUGUUCCUUUUGGUGAUUUAUGACAGCCGGGUGCAGAAAAGUUAGUUUAAAUGCAAAUGAUCGUUCUGAAUACGGCAGGAAUUGUGCUGAGCGUUAAACACAGCGAGCAUGUUAAAAUAUUUAAAGUAUUACACGUGUUUUAAGAAAUGAUCAGGCAUAACAUGGGUGAUAAAUCUGUUGUUGAACAUUAAUUUGCUUGAAAUAAUUCUUUUGUCCCAAUGCACUGGGGCUCAAACAACAGGCAGACGAGUUUCAGUAUUUAAAAGGUAAAAUACAAGCUUGGAGAGUUUUAUUGUCUGCAGUUCUCUGCCCAAGCCAACCUCCCAAGUUCUUUGGCACAGAAUGCUCUCUGAACUGCUAGAGCAGCGGACGUUCUGGGCUGGGCCUUGCAGAAUCCCGUGACUUUGACAGAUUAGGCUUUAAAUAUGUACUGAACUAAAUUUCUCCUACAUCCCUAUUUUCGGAACGUACAGAGUGGUCGAGGGAGGGAGACACUACUAAGCGCUGGGAACCACGAACAACGGCACGGUACUCAAUGCAAAUACACGUCGAGAUCUCACUCUGUUUUUAACAACAAUGAACUCCUUUUUUACCCACUUUCAGAACUACCCGGAGAUAUUGAAAUUACUCCUCGACAAAGGAGCCGAAAAAGAAUGUGUGGAUGAUUUUGGGAUCACCCCUUUAUUUGUUGCUGCACAGUAUGGGAAGCUGGAAAGUUUAAGGAUACUUAUAUCAUACGGUAACCCUUUUCUGUUUCUGUGAAGCUGCUGUCUUUCAGCAGAUUUCCUUCGUGUAAGCUGGGGGGGUGAAUAACAGUAUUGCUAUUGUUCAAUAGAAGUGGCUUAUUAACAAAGUGAAUGUUUCAAGGAGAAGAGCUGUAGCUCAGGGUAGAGCACCUGCUGCAGGUUGUAGCAGAGACCUGUAGCUUAGAUAGCUUUUAAAAGAUUUAAAAGAAAUUUAUGGAGGGAUUUGUUGUUGUUGUUAUUUUGUUGCAUUAUAAAAAGAAAAGUAAUAGAUUUACAUCUCCAUAAAAUGCAAAACUAGGGACGCGGGUGGCGCUGUGGGUUAAACCACAGAGCCUAGGACUUGCUGAUCAGAAGGUCGGCGGUUCGAAUCCCCACGACGGGGUGAGCUCCCGUUGCUCGGUCCCUGCUCCUGCCCACCUAGCAGUUCGAAAGCACCCCUAAGUGCAAGUAGAUAAAUAGGUACCGCUCCGGUGGGAAGGAUUUCCCCUUCAUUUUUGGAGGGGAAAAAGUGUGUCCUAUAGGGCGAAAAAUACGUUAAUUUACUAUUGAAUGGCAGGAAUGUUUGCAAGGUGUACUGCAGAGCGCUGGGCUUUAACCUCCUCUCUUAUUCAUUAAUUACUGGGUUCUCUGUUGCCUAUCAGGAGCAAACGUCAACUGUAAAGCCAAGGAUCGGGCCACUCCAUUAUUCAUCGCUGCACAGGAGGGCAAUGAUGAAUGCACGGAGCUGUUGUUAUCCAGCGGAGCAGAUCCAAACCUGUACUGCAAUGAAGAUGAGUGGCAGUUACCUAUCCACGCUGCAGCAGAAAUGGGGCACAGCAAGUAGGUUCUAGAAGACGCUGCUCCAAUUUUCAAGCAAACGAAGUUGUCACUAGACUUAACCUUGUACUCCAGGGGUAGGAAGGUAAAGGACCCCUGGACGGUUAAGUCCAGUCAAAGGCGACUAUGGGGCUGUGGCGCUCAUCUCGCUUUUCAGGCCGAAGGAGCUGGCGUUUGUCCGCAGAUAGCAUUCUGGGUCAUGUGGCCAGCAUGACUAAACUGCUUUUGGCGCAGUGGAACACUGCUGGAAACCAGAGCGCACGGAAACACCAUUUACCUCCCUGCCGCAGUGGUACCUAUUUAUCUACUUGCACUGGCGUGCUUAGGUUGGCAGGAGCUGGGACAGAGCAACGGGAGCUCACUCCGCCGCAGAGAUUCGAAUGUAGGGACGCGGGUGGCGCUGUGGUCUAAAUCAUUGAGCCUCUUGGGUAUGCCGAUCCAAAGGUCCAGGGGCAGGAAGUUCCACUGGCUCAGAGACCAGAACCCCACUUGAGCUGGGAUGCGGGGCUUACAUCUGUGUAUCGCUUGCUGAACUGGCAUUAGGGACAUGUGCUGGCGCAGCCCUGGCGGAGCCUUGACUCAGCCAGCAAAUCUGCUGAAUGCAAAGUCUCUCAUCCAGGUAGAUCUUAGGUUUGGAUUGCCCUUCAAAUCUAUGUAAACCAAGAUUUAACUGCAUUUUAAUUUCAACGCUAUAUUUUAAAGUAAUGUACAAAUGUGUGAUCCUCCCCCCCCCCCGCAAUCCAUUAAGGAUCAACCUGUUUUAAACCCUGGAAUCACUGUUUUAAUAUUUACCGUAUUUUUUGCUCUAUAAGACUCACUUUUUCUCUCCUAAAAAGUAAGGGGAAAUGUGUGUGCGUCUUAUGGAGCGAAUGCAGGCUGUGCAGCUAUCCCAGAAGCCAGAACAGCAAGAGGGAUUGCUGCUUUCACUGCGCAGCGAUCCCUCUUGCUGUUCUGGCUUCUGACUUUCAGAAUAUUUUUUUCUUGUUUUCCUCCUCCAAAAACUAGGUGCGUCUUGUGGUUUAGUGCGUCUUAUAGAGUGAAAAAUACGGUAUGUAACACUGAAAGGUGGUUAAGUUGGGUUGCUGGUUUUUAAAGCGCCAGGAAAGAUUUUGCUCUUGCACUGAAACCUGUAGCAAUAACAAGCACUUUUCAUAUCUUUAGUAUACUACGCUUGCUCGUGCCCGUUACUGACCGGCUCUGUGGCAGCGCCGAAGGCAAAGUGAGCCCUGUCUACUCUGCAGUCCUAGGCGGUCAUGAAGAUUGCUUGGAAUUAUUGCUUAAGGAAGGUUACAGCCCAGAUGCCCAAGCUUGUCCAGUCUUUGGCUGCAGGUCACCCAUGCCCUUGGCUUUCCAAAAGGGGUAGGUAUCAGCAGGAACUGGCAGGAGAGGGUGGACAAAAAGUCUGUGGCAGUGAUCGCUCAGAACCUGACAUAAAAUAACUUGUUGUUGUUGUUUAGUCGUUUAGUCGUGUCCGACUCUUCGUGACCCCAUGGACCAGAGCACGCCAGGCACUCCUGUCUUCCACUUCCUCCCACAGUUUGGUCAAACUCAUGCUGGUAGCUUCGAGAACACUAUCCAACCAUCUCAUCCUCUGACGUCCCCUUCUCCUUGUGCCCUCCAUCUUUCCCAACAUCAGGGUCUUUUCCAGGAAGUCUUCUCUUCUCAUGAGGUGGCCAAAGCAUUGGAGCCUCAGCUUCAGGAUCUGUCCUUCCAGUGAGCACUCAGGGCUGAUUUCCUCCAGAAUGGAUAGGUUUGAUCUUCUUGCAGUCCACGGGACUCUCAAGAGUCUCCUCCAGCACCAUAAUUCAAAAGCAUCAAUUCUUCAGCGAUCACCCUUCUUUAUGGUCCAGCUCUCACUUCCAUACAUCACUACUGGGAAAACCAUAGCUUUUACUAUACGGACCUUUGUUGGCAAGGUAACUUACUGUGUUCCAUAUUGCUGGGUAAUAUAUGAAGCUGUCUUCCCCCCUCUGUAGAGCUAAACUCACGUAUAGACUUUUUGAACUUCGGUGCUGGAAUUCCGCAUGCGCCCCCAGCAGGUUUAACCAACGUGGUACCUUCCAGAUGCUGUUGACCUUCAGCUUUGAUCAGCAUGGAGAAUAGUCAAGGUUGAUAGGAUCUGUGGUCCUGCAACAUCUGGAAAGAACUACACUGGCUAUUCCUGCUCUAGGGCUUUCUUUUAAAAACAGGGGUUUCCUCUCAGGCUGCAAGUGUGUAAACACUAACCUGGGAGUAAGCCCAGUUAAAUCCACGAGGCUUCCUGAUGAACAGGCGGCCACAGAAUUGCACUUCUGCCUGGUGUAUACCAGUUCUGGGUCGUAUCCAAAGAACCUGGCAAGGAUUUCCUUGGGGAAGUUUUCCUCUUUGAAGCAGAGGCUUGUCGAACACACAUUCAGUCUAAUUUCCUUGCUUUCAAAGGGUCUUUAUCAGCAAUCUCUGUCUCUAGGGAACUUGACAUGAUUUUGUAAUUGAGUCAAGUAUAUUCUUAAUUAGCAUAGAACUCUCUCUCUCUCCUCCCCACCCAUCUCCUUCUGCUUGAAAUGGCUGCUUGAUUCUCUCCUAAUAUCAAUCUCUUAUUUUCCUUUUAAAAAAAGAAGAUAAUGUUAUUAGCAUGGAUUCUGCUGGGGUUUCCUUUCUAUAUUACGCACAGAGGGUGCGGGAGGAAUGCUUGUUGACGCAGUUUGAUUUUUCCCCUCUUCCAGCUUACAGGAAAGGAGAAAUUCUGAAAUGCGUUAAAACAGAAAUGCAUUUAUCAGUCCAGAGUUUCUCAAACGUGAUAUGUGUAUCUGUUGCUGGUCUUAAAGUCCUUUGCCAUAUUUUAUUGUGUAUUUGUAUCAUUCUUGCCUUUGUCGGUCUUAUUGCAAUGACUUCUGAUGAACCCUAAAAAAACAAAUCAGAUAAACUGGAUUUCUUUUAAAACCCUAGUUAUAAGCCCUGUUUGAUGUGGCAAAGGUUGGGUUUUUUUUCCUGUUAGCAUUUGCUAAUGUUAAUAUUUUACCUAUUUUGAAUUUCGUUCUAAUGGUCUCUCUUGAGAUGUUUUUGCUUUUAUCAUAACUCACCUUGAGCAUUCAGGAAGGCAUCACUCUGCAGAUAUUCUUUUUAUGAAAUUGUGAUAAUUAACAACCUUGGUAGAAGUAACAGGGGAAACUGUCUAGGCAGCCUCAGGGAACUGUCCUACAUAAGUUACAAGAGACUUGGUUUUCCAAAAACAAAUUCUUUUUACGUAGAGACGGAUCAAACAUACAACCCUAAGCCCAAAUUAUGUGGACUCCUGGAGACAAGAUUGCAGCCGCUUUGCUCUUCCUCUGUGUCUGCUGCAUUGCUGUGAGCUAAGCCAUGGUUUGGCUGAGCAGGCUUGCGGUUUCUUCUGCUCCAGACAAUAACCAAGGCUUAUAACCAAGGUUUUUUUCCUUCGGCUUACAGCUUGUGGUUUGUCUGGAGCAGACAAACCAGAAGCCCAGAUUCAGAUGAGGCUAUAAGCCAAACCAUUGUUUAGCUCGCAGCAGCAGCAGCAGGACUGGAGGAAGAACAAAAUGGCUGCAGUCUCCUCUCUAGGAACUCGCAUGCUCACAUAUUAGCAGUAACCCAUGGUUUGGCCUUGCACUAUGCACGAACCAACUCAUGUUUUCAAAACCUGGAUGCUUUCAGUGCUUUUUACUUUCUUCCUUUCUGCUUACAGUCAUACCUCAUGUUACAUUUGCUUCAUGUUAUGUUCUUUCAGGUUACAUCCCACGGCGACCCGGAAGUACCGGAAAGGGUUACUUCCAGGUUUCGCCGCUCGGGCAUGCGCAGAAGCGCUAAAUCGCACUUCACGCAUGCGCACAAACACCAAAUCAUGCCGCACACCUGUGCAGAUACCGCACUUCAGGUUGCGCUAUUUUCAUGUUGCGAACAGGCCUCCGGAACAGAUCCUUUUCGUAACCAGAGGUACCACUGUAGUUUCAAAAGCUAUUUAAACUUCCAGUAAUAUAACUAGACGCUGAAGAAGAAACAGGAGGGUAACCAGUGAGAAAGACAUUAUCCCAGUUUAUAAAGAAGGACGUACUUGCAGUUUAACCAGUUUCCCAUACUAAUGGAAGUAGCUUACGUCUGGCAAGAUUAACAUGGCUUGUCGCAGAUUCAAGAAAUACUAUUAGAACUUCGCUGUUAUAUCAAGGAAGUCAGCAGUUUUCAAAGUGUUGUGGGGGACCCAGGGCUUCCUCAGAUUGAGGAUCUGCCUUCUCAGACAGUUUGCCCACCUCUGUGGAUCUUCUCCUGAAAUGUGUGGUUGCAGGGGAGCAAAUGCACACAUGAUUUUAUUUGUAUGCUGCUUUCUCACAUUUCAAACCAUGUUCAAGGUGGCUUACAACAUGGGGGGGAAAUACAUAACUGCAACAUAAUAAAAGUUGUUGUUGUCGUUUAGUCGUUUAUUCGUGUCCGACUCUUCGUGACCCCAUGGACCAGAGCACGCCAGGCACUCCUGUCUUCCACUGCCUCCCACAGUUUGGUCAAACUCAUGUUGGUAGCUUCGAAAACACUGUCCAACCAUCUUGUACUCUGCUGUCCCCUUCUCCUUGUGCUCUCCAUCUUUCCCAGCAUCAGGGUCUUUUCCAGGGAGUCUUCUCUUCUCAUGAGGUGGCCAAAGUAUUGGAGCCUCAGCUUCAGGAUCUGUCCUUCCAGUGAGCACUCAGGGCUGAUUUCCUUCAGAAUGGAUCGGUUUGAUCUUCUUGCAGUCCAUGGGACUCUCAAGAAUCUCCUCCAGCACCGUAAUUCAAAAAUAAUAAAAGUAGUAAUAUGCAAUUGAUAAAACAUCAAAAAAUACACAACCAAGCUGAACAAUUCCCAUAUGAAUCACAACACCUAAAAUAUAGAUACGAAAACCAAACAGCAACCACUCACCCACAAACAACAGCCAGUGUGAUUUGCAGUUGUUCCCCUGUAGGCCUUUUGGUGUUCAAGUGCAGACAUUUUGAAAAACAAAACUGCAUUGACAAAUGUGUGUUUUUUGAACAUUGGUUGCAGGUCUGGCUUAAUCCUUAUUCUUCUGAAGUAUGGGAUCACGCUUUCCGAAGCAGAUUUAGGCCUCUGUCUGCAUGAUGGAAGGUUCUCCUUAUUUCAGCAUUUCUUGAAGCGAGGCUGUAAGCUUCCACGCAGAGAGCACCGGACGGAAUUUACGAAGAAUGCAAUUCUGGCAGGAGACAAGCACAAAGAAUGGUUGCCGUCCCUCCUGUUGGCUGGGUUCAAUCCGGUGCAUCUCCUCAAUGAAUCAUGGUAAGCAAGAUUACAGACAGACACACACACAUACAAAAUAUAUGACAUGCACCUUCACCAAUCAUUUUCAGUGCAUGUGAAAAAUGUAUUUAUUCAGGCAAGCCUUUGGGGGAAGGGGUUAACGUUUCCUUUUAUUCUGAUUAUGUAGGUCUUUCACAUUUGUGAAUUUUCUCCGUGUUGUUUUAUACCUUGUUCUGUUUUUAAUCAAAGUUUUUUAGUGGUCUCUGCAUUAUCGGAAAUAAAAUACACUGUGCAUGUGUGAGCAGCAUACACACAUGCAUGUAUUCACUUGUGUGUACAGGCAUGGAUAUAGAUGCACAUCCACCUUGUCUAUUUGUGGUUUUUUACUUUGCAGAUGCGCUGCACUUAAUAGCUCUGGGUUGUUCUGUCAGCACAAGCAUUUCUCUCUUCUUCUUUUUAAAAUAAUUUUAAGAAUUGAUUUUGUUAAGAAGAAGUACAAUCGUAACAAAAAGAAAGAACAUCACAGCCUGGAAGGGCAAAAGUACAAAAGUACAGUGCAACUCCGAAGGAACAGUAAAGUAUUAACUCCUGCAAGGAUUCCCUUUACAAAUGAAACAGAUAUGUAAAAAUGAAAGUUGGCCAAUGAAGGCUUUCCCCCCACCUGUGAGUUGUGUUAUUAUUUAACAUAAAGGUUCUAUAAAGCCUUAGAUGAGACAGUCAUCUGCAUAUGUAGUAGACCCGCAAUGUACGCACGUUUAACUUGUGUGCACUCAGCUUUAUGUGCUUGACAAAAAAAUUAAAAAGUGGCUGGAAAAAACUUUGACAGUUUCACCUGCCGUUGUAUCCGAUGUGUCUUGACUAUAUGCAAUUUUGGCUUUAUGCGCUAUUUUAGAAUAUGGUUCCUGUUGCAGGUAAUGCCAAUUCUCUGAUUCAGUUAAAUAAGCACAGUACUGUACAGUAAUUGGAAGCAGACUCCUCUGACGGUACCCUCUUUCUCCCAAAUGCUCUCCUUUCCCAUGAUAAUUUCCUCUCCCUUUUAGCCACGGUGUGGUGUUAGGUCAGCACCAAGGCCAAUUCUAACCAUGGUUUGUGAACCAGCUUCAGAUCUUCUUUUCAAGCUAAUUGUGGUUGGCGUGAAUCCCAGGGCACAUGUAACACUACACAGUGGUUAAAUUGACAAGGAGUUCAUGUGCAAAAAAAGGGAAUGAAUGAGUAAGGCAUUCCUGAUCAAUUAACCAUGGUUACGACUGAGGAAAAACUGCCUCUAGUGGACAUCCUGGUUAGCAUUUAACUAGGGUCAAGUUCAGGUUUUAGCCUUGAUUAGGACUCACAAUGGGGAUUUCUGUCGGGGAGAGAUUAGGGGCAAAGGAAGCGCAUGCUCUUGCAGCCCAAUCCCUUAACCAUGGUUUCAAGAGCAUUAUGUCUGCUCCAGCCCCAAGUCUGAAAAAGAAGCAGGCUUGGAAUAGAAGCGAAUAAUUGUUGACAGACAGUGAAACUGGAAGAGAAGCGACGGCAGAACCUCCUUACAGGGAGAACAUAGUGUGGAUCUUUCACAGAAUUGUGUUCUGUGUUGAAUUCCAGCUGUGUUGACUCAUCACCGAGGGCAGGAGGUCUGUCUCCGUCAAGUGAAAGGAGAAAACAAGCCGUACGCUGUGUUUCUAAAGGUUUCAGCAAGGGGGUAGGGAAGGCAUGUGCAGACCCGCUUCUAUGGGAAAGGGGCACAGAAUGCCUUUUCUGUGCUGUAAAAGGGCAGGAAUCAUCUUGUUGCUGAACACACAAGACUUGCAGCUGGGCUAAAAUAAUAAAAAAAGAGCCCUGUAUUCCGAAGCAAAACAUUAAAGGUCACUGGAUGCAGGCAGCAUGAAAAAGGUUCUUUUAACUGCUUCGAUCUCUAGGAAAGACCCCUGUACCUUGAAGGCUGCUUCCUUAAGGGAAGCAAAAUAUAAAUCCUUUAAUUAUGGCACUUGGACAAGCUUAUGGUUUCCAACUGGCAGCCCGCUUGCCGGGUGUAAUUUAAUACUAGGGGUGGGCGAGCAGAGUAAGUAUUGCUGAAUUCAUCAAGCCGUCGAGAGCCUAAGUUUACAGGCCCCAAGUGCAGCUCAAAGCUGUUCAGCUAAAUGAAAUGAUGUUCUAGUUGAAGGAUGAUUCCAUAUGUACGUUGCGCCUUCGACAAGCUUAGCAAGCCCUGGUUCAAACUGCUUGUGUGUGUGUGUGUUUUAGGGCAGGAGUUUGGGAGCCACAUAUUGUUGGAUUCAAGCUCACAUCAUCCCCAGCCAGCAUGGCCAAUGAUCAGAAAGCCCUGCUCUAAGCUUCAUGGGCACAUCCAUCCCCAUGGACACCACCUUCUUGGGUUGAGCUGGAAACACAAGAAGAGUCUUACUGGAUGAGGCUAUGGGCCCAACCAGUCCAGCUCUCUGUUCUCAGACUGGCCAACCAAGCAGGACUUGAGGGCAACCGUACUGUUGCGGUUUUUGGUACAGUGGUGCCUCGCAAGACGAAAUUAAUUCGUUCCGCGAGUUUUGUCGUCUUGCGAUUUUUUCCAUCUUGCGAAGCACGGUGUCGGGAAAGUUUUGGAAAAGCUUCAAAAAUACCAAAGUCUUUAAAAACCUCAAAAAAGGCUACCACACCGCGUUCUAUGAGUUGCUCCUCGAAGUCAAGUCGCAACCAUAUUAAGAAAAAGGAAACAAACUUGCGAAGCAAGCCCAUAGGGAAAAUCGUCUUGCGAAGCAGCUCAAAAAACAAAAAAGCCCUUUCGUCUAGCGAGUUUUUUGUCUUGCGAGGCAUUCGUCUUGCGAGGUACCACUGUAACUGGUCUUCAGAAGCAUGUUGCCUCCAGCGAUGGAGGAAAGGUCUGCAGUGACUUUUCUUGUGUUCACCUGGAACACAAGUAGAGUGGCUCAGGGUCCACCAUCUCAGAGGAAGUUCACACAGUCAAGUGAAAAUGUAAACGCCCCCUCCAAAUGUUCCCUGAUCAACACAGGUCAGGGGAAGCUCAGGGACUGAGCAGACAGGACGAUGUACAAUGUGAUUUUGGAGAUGAGACUUUGGGGAUGCUGUUUCUUCCUGACACAUACCGUAUUUUUUGCUCUAUAAGACGCAGCAGGCCACAAGACACACCUAGUUUUUGGAGGAGGAAAACAAGAAAAAAAAUAUUCUGAAUCUCAGAAGCCAGAACAGCAAGAGGGAUCGCUGUGCAGUGAAAGCAGCAAUCCCUCUUGCUGUUCUGGCUUCUGGGAUAACUGCGCAGCCUGCAUUCACUCCAUAAGAUGCACACACAUUUCCCCUUACUUUUUAGGAGGGAAAAGGUGAGUCUUAUAGAGCAAAAAAUACGGUAUUUGCAUCUUCAGGCAAAAGCUCUCCUAAUAACCGAGUUCUGCUCGAUUGUAGGGUUUCCUCUGUAAGCAGUGACACUCUCAACUUCCUUCUGGAGUUCACUAACUGGAAGAGGCUUCCCUGGGACGUGGAGCAGAUCCUUUCCGACCACAAAGAAACCUCCGCCUGGGUGACUUGCAGUCACUUCGGUAAGUGACUCUAUGCAAUCUGUUUUAUUUCACGGCAUAGAUGACAAAACUGCUUUUGGGGUUGACGUGCAUUACGAACGCUUGGGCAAAAUAAUGUGGAGCCUGUAAAAGAAGCGGUGCGGAUCUUGAUCCAGAGUAAUUGUGUUUCACAAAAAUCCGUGCUUCCCUGUAGAAGGCUUCGUUGCCAGGCAGACCGCGAAAUCUGCCAUGCUGGGUGGAGGUUAGGCUAUGGUGGAGGCUUUACUCUGAUGGCAGAGGCCUCUAAAGCAGAGGGCACCCACUGAAAGUGUGGGGUGGCGGUGGUGGCGGUGGAAGCUGUAUCCUACCAAUGUUAGUUUAUCUCCCCCUGCCCCACAAAUGGCUGAGAGAGGUGGUGGAGCCAGACUAGCCAAGAAUCUGUUGCAUCUUAAGCUGGUCCAGUUUCUUGGGGUCCCUUCCAACUCUAUCAUAAGCCUGAUCCAGGCUUCUGGGCCGGGCUAGCUUGGAGAGGUGAAAACCAGCAGUUUUAUUGCCAUUCUGCACUCUGUUCAGCACAAGGUCUAUGGGUGUGGUAGGGGCUUCACUGCACCAUUUAGCCUUGUUGCUCCCAGCUGGGAGUUAGAAUUCAGGGAUGGGGAACCUGUGGACCUCUAGAUGUGGACUGGAGGAUGAUGGGAGUUGUAGUCCAGUCCAGUAUACAUGAAGGAGCAUCUCCACCCCCAUCGUUCUGCCCGGACACUGAGGUCCAGUGCCGAGGGCCUUCUGGCGGUUCCAUCGCUUCGAGAAGCCAAGUUACAGGGAACCAGGCAGAGGGCCUUCUCGGUAGUGGCACCCGCCCUGUGAAUGCCCUCCCACCAGAUGUCAAAGAGGAGAACAACUACCAGACUUUUAGAAGACAUCUGAAGGCAGCCCUGUUUAGGGAAGCUUUUAAUGUUUAAUAGGUUAUUGUAUUUUAAUAUACUGUUGGAAGCCGCCCAGAGUGGCUGGGGAAACCCAGCCAGAUGGGCGGGGUAUAAAUAAUAAAUUAUUAUUAUUUAUUAUUAUUAUUAUUUAUUAUUAUUAUUAUUAUUAUUAUUAUCAUCAUCAUUAUCAUAGUCCAGCAACACGUGGAGAGCAGCUUGUUGAUUCUCCCUGCCUUCAGUGUAGGAUGUUGCUGUAAGUUUGAGGGCUACGAAGGACUGCAACCCAGAGAGCCAUUGCCAGCCGGAGUAAAUAAUUUUGAGCUAGAUGACUGGUGGACAGACUCCUUCCUAUGCAGUGCAAGCUGGUUUCAGAGCAGAGGCGUCCCUACAACGCAGCUCUUCCAAUUAGCCUUCCCAAAUCAGUGGGUAUAUAUAAAUGAUCCUGUCGUUCUGCUUGAUCCGGCUCUGGAGAUAAAGGUCAGCCAAUUACUCCUGGCAGUGGUGAAGCUCAGGACCACCCGCCAGGGAGAAAGAAAAGCGCAGAUACAGUAUGGAAUCGUCAGUUGCUAACUAGAGACUCGGGAGAGUGAAAUACCAUUUUUUUAAUAAUAGAAAGGUUAGGCUAGACUCUGAUCAGGAAAUGUCUUUCUUUUUCUCUCCUGUGUACAAGGCCAGCAAACGUAUCAGGAUGGUUCAGUCUGAAUAUUUGCUUAAUUACCAUCUCUUUGUGGUCUCCCUUCAGUUCACUUACUCGCCCUCCCCUGCCCUCAAUAUUUUCAUUAUUUUUCUCUCUUGUCUGUUUAAAAGAUCUGCAGUAUUAUUAUUUUUUAAAGAAUAAGGCAGAUGGUGCUAUUUAAUAGAAGGGAGCUGGUUUCAGUCUUAUAUUUUAAAUUUUAUAAACAAAACAAACAAACAAAAAACCCAAGAUCAUCCAGUUUGCACUGAAUUUGCAAAGCAAGUCUGUGGGCUCAGGAACUCUUAAUGCAGAUUAGAUAUGUCUUGACUGCUAAGUAGAUUCAGGGCAGAAGGAAGAAAGGCUUCCACUCUCUAAACAGUGCGUGAUGCAUUUAUGGAAUUCGCCGCUGCAUGGUGUGGCGAUGGCUGCUCGAUUCGAUGGCUUUAAAAGGAGCCAAGACGAAGUCAUGGAGGGGCAGCCUGACCUGUGGUUGUUAACUAUGAUGGUUUUAUGGAACAAUUGCAGAAGGGAGCUUGAAGUCCUCUCGGUUGUUGUGCCCCAUAUAAUUCUGUUUUAUUUUUCUGCGACAGAGCACAUCCCUCCCUUGUCUCAUCUUUGCCGUCUGGAGAUCCGGUCACUUUUGACGAGCGAUCGCUUACGGUCAGACCAGUUUAUUCGCCAGCUGCCAUUACCCACUUGCCUGCAGGACGCCUUGCUUUACAAAGACGUGUUGAGAAGCUACGCCAUUUCGGAAUCUCAGCUUAGACUGGGCGAAGUGUACGAACAGAAUGUCCCGCCACCUCUUUCCAGUUCAGGAAACACAGAGAGGAGAGAAAACACGAGAACUGAAGCAGGCUCAUCAUAG
Molecule: messenger RNA, 23561 nt
Organism: Podarcis lilfordi (Lilford's wall lizard)
Lineage: Eukaryota; Metazoa; Chordata; Lepidosauria; Squamata; Lacertidae
Source: the annotation of a GenBank genome assembly